Miscanthus lutarioriparius is the source of this 2910-nucleotide messenger RNA. Lineage: Eukaryota; Viridiplantae; Streptophyta; Magnoliopsida; Poales; Poaceae. The record is from the annotation of a GenBank genome assembly.
AUGGAGCAGCUGCGGACGAUCGGGCGGGAGCUGGCGAUGGGGUCGCAGGGCGGGUGGGGGCAGUCCAAGGAGUUCCUCGACCUCGUCAAGUCCAUCGGCGAGGUGCGCUCCAAGGCGGAGGAGGACCGCAUCAUCGCGCGCGAGCUCGAGCACCUCAAGCGCCGCCUCGCCGACCCCGACGUGCCACGCCGCAAGAUGAAGGAGCUCCUCCUCCGCCUCGUCUACGCAGAGAUGCUCGGCCACGACGCCUCCUUCGGCCACAUCCACGCCGUCAAGAUGACCCACGACGAGUCGCUCCCGCUCAAGCGGACCGGCUACCUCGCCGUCGCGCUCUUCCUCGACGAGCGCCACGACCUCGUCAUCCUCGUGGUCAACACCAUCCAGAAGGACCUCAGGUCGGACAACUACCUCGUCGUCUGCGCAGCGCUCACCGCCGCGUGCCGCCUCAUUGGUGAGGAGGCCAUCCCCGCCGUGCUGCCCCAGGUCGUGGAGCUGCUCGCGCACCCCAAGGAGGCUGUGAGGAAGAAGGCCGUCAUGGCACUACACCGGUUCUACCAGCGAUCCCCCUCCUCCGUCUCCCACCUUGUCUCCAACUUCCGCAAGAGGCUCUGUGAUAAUGAUCCAGGGGUGAUGGGUGCAACUCUAUGCCCCCUCUAUGACCUGAUUUUGGAGGAACCAAAUUCGUACAAGGAUUUAGUUGUUAGUUUUGUUAACAUCCUCAAACAAGUUGUGGAGAGGAGGCUUCCGACUUCCUAUGAUUAUCACCAAAUACCCGCACCGUUUAUUCAGAUAAAACUAUUGAAGAUACUUGCUGUGCUUGGUAGUGGUGAUAAACAAGCAAGUGGGCAUAUGUACACUGUAUUGGGUGACAUAUUCAGGAAGGGUGACACUGCGAGCAACAUUGGCAAUGCUAUACUGUAUGAAUGCAUAUGCUGUAUUUCAUCCAUUUUCCCAAACCCUAAGAUGCUAGAGGCGGCAGCUGAAACAACAUCAAAGUUUCUGAAGAGUGAUAGUCAUAAUCUUAAGUACAUGGGCAUUGAUGCUCUGGGCCGGCUAAUAAAAAUAAAUCCAGAUAUUGCAGAAGAGCACCAGCUGGCUGUCAUUGAUUGCUUAGAGGACCCAGAUGAUACUUUGAAGCGCAAGACCUUUGAGCUUCUUUAUAAGAUGACAAAGUCAACAAAUGUUGAAGUGAUUGUUGAUAGGAUGAUUGAGUACAUGAUCAACAUAACUGAUCAUCAUUACAAGACAGAAAUUGCAUCACGUUGUGUUGAACUUGCAGAGCAAUUUGCGCCUAGCAAUCAGUGGUUCAUCCAGACCAUGAACAAAGUCUUUGAGCAUGCUGGAGAUCUUGUCAACAUCAGAGUGGCGCACAAUUUGAUGCGGCUAAUUGCUGAAGGCUUUGGAGAGGAGGAUGAAGGUGCUGACAGUCAGCUAAGAUCGUCGGCUGUAGAUUCCUAUCUCCGCAUUGUCGGAGAGCCAAAGCUUCCUUCUUCGUUCCUGCAGAUAAUAUGCUGGGUUUUGGGGGAAUAUGGAACAGCAGAUGGAAAAUAUUCUGCUUCUUAUAUUAUUGGGAAGUUGUGUGAUGUGGCAGAGGCCCACCUCACUGAUGACACUGUCAAGGCGUAUGCAAUCUCAGCAAUUCUUAAGAUAUUUGCGUUUGAAAUCGCUCUUGGAAGGAAGAUUGAUUUGCUGCCUGAGUGUCAAACAUUGGUAGAUGAAUUGUCAGCUUCACAUUCAACAGACUUGCAGCAACGGGCAUACGAGCUACAGGCUUUAUUAGGCUUGGACAAAAAUGCUGUUGAAAGUGUUAUGCCUGCAGAUGCAAGCUGUGAAGAUAUUGAGGUCGACAGAAACCUCUCAUUUCUAAACAGUUAUGUGCAGCAAGCCUUGGAAAAUGGUGCGUCCCCUUACAUUCCAGAGAGUGAACGUUCUGGUGUUAUAAGUGUUGGCAGCUACAGAAGCCAAGAACAACAGGAAACAUCUGCCCAUACUCUUAGAUUUGAGGCCUACGAGAUGCCUAAACCUUCGUUGCCAUUAGCAACUUCACAAACCAGCAUGUCCACACCAACUACUGACCUGGUUCCAGUUACAGAGCCAGGCUACUAUAAGGAAGACCAUCAAACAUCAAAGUCUCAACCACCAGGUGAUGCGGUUUCUGGUGAGUUUGGUGUCAAACUUUGCCUUGAUGGGGUCCAAAAGAAAUGGGGAAGGCCAACGUAUUCCUCUUCUACACCCUCAAGCUUGGCGUCUAGUCAACAAACAACCAAUGGGGCCUCUCAUUCUGAUGGGGGAGGGUCAAGUUCGCAGCCACGGGAGUCCUCAUACGGUUCUAAGAGACAGCAGGGCACGGAAGUUUCAGCAGAAAAGCAACGGCUGGCUGCUUCACUUUUUGGUUCGGCAGCAGCUAAAGCUGAUAGGAAAGCACAAGCAUCUAGAAAGACAGCAAAGGACAGUCCCUCAACUGAGAAAGUAGCUACCACUAAUGUGACUGCCCAGCCUGUUAAGGAGCAAGUAAUCCCUGCUGCACCACCGCCUGAUCUGCUGGAUCUGGGUGAUGAGCCAGUUUCAUCAAAUCCUCCAUCGGCUGAUCCUUUCUCACAGUUAGAGGGGCUUCUUGGACCAGCAUCGGCUGCUCCGGUGCUUUCUGGAACUCCGGCUACCAGCACUUCCAAAGCACCAGAUCUUAUGUCAAUCUUCUCAGAUGAUGUACCAACUGGAGUGGCUAGUGGAUCCACUGAUCCCACUCUAGGUGAUGUUAAUUCGACGAGCUCCCACAAAGGAGCAACUGCAGUGGCUUCAAAGAAGGGUCCAAGCCUUCAAGAUGCCUUGCAAAAGGAUGCGACUGCACGACAAGUAGGCGUGACACCAACAGGGAACAAUCCCAAUCUUUUCAAGGACAUUCUAGGCUAA